AUGCAAGAAGUCUCUCUUCCAACUCUUGUCAAAUACGAUGCUCCUGUUCCAGUUGAUGAGCCGGAUACUCUUAAGAGAUCCCGUACAAAUGCAGUUGCAGGAGUUGAUGGAGAUCAAAUCAAUCGUGAUGUUCUUAAUUCGUUAUUCCCUCCAAUUGAGUUCGAGCAGGAUGAAAUAAAAUACACAAGGUCUAUUAGCACAGCUCCGAUUUCUAAGACUGAUGUUACCAAACUCAGAACAGAAUUAGAUACACUUUUACAUAAGAAUAAGACAAAACCAAAAGGAAUUGAUAUCAUCCGCUCUGAAUUAUACUCUCAAUGCUUCGAGGAAGUUAUUCGCCAAGUUACAAUUGAUUCAAACGCUCGAGGCAGAUUAUUAUUCCGCAUACGCAAUCAUUACAAGACUCUUAUUCAAUCAUAUAAAGAUUUAAACGAGCUCGCCCUUAACUUUGGAGCAAAUAAGAAUAUUCAGGUAACUUUGGGAAUGGACCAACUUCUUGAUUAUAAUAAAAAGCUUAGAGAAAAACGUCGUGAACUAGAACUUGAAGCAAAUAACCUUCAAAUUCAGUUAGAUGGCCUCGAAAAGAGAAUUCAAGAAAACAAACAAAUUCGCGAAAAGGAAUUUGCAGAUGAAAUAGCCUUCUUAAAGAAACAAGGACAGUCUAUUAAAAUGAUCUACGACCAAUGCCAGAAUAGACCACCGUGA
This is a messenger RNA of Trichomonas vaginalis G3, 705 nucleotides long. RefSeq names its product dynein heavy chain binding. The transcript has a single exon. Gene Ontology annotation, molecular function: dynein heavy chain binding. Lineage: Eukaryota; Parabasalia; Trichomonadida; Trichomonadidae. Bases 1 to 705 code for a protein of 234 amino acids. Gene Ontology annotation, cellular component: axoneme. The record is from RefSeq and is a predicted model, not a curated record.